Anolis carolinensis (green anole) is the source of this 2250-nucleotide messenger RNA. Its product is annotated as zinc finger and SCAN domain-containing protein 31. Lineage: Eukaryota; Metazoa; Chordata; Lepidosauria; Squamata; Anolidae. Gene Ontology annotation, biological process: regulation of transcription by RNA polymerase II. Gene Ontology annotation, molecular function: RNA polymerase II cis-regulatory region sequence-specific DNA binding; DNA-binding transcription factor activity, RNA polymerase II-specific. The record is from RefSeq and is a predicted model, not a curated record.
UCCUGCGGAGUUUUGAUUUGGGCGGAUGUGGCCCGUGUCCCCUCUUCCUGGUCCGGCUUCUCCUCCAAACGCGGCUUCUUGGGAAACUCGUGCCUUUGGCUUUUCUUUCUGGGAGGAUUUUGGAGGAAAAGGAGAAACGCCUGAGGCGGAGUUCCUGGGUUUAGAGGGAAGGAACCGGAGGGAGGAAGUUUUCCAGGUGGUAAGCUCCAGGCAGAUGUUUAGACUGCCGCAGUAGACUCUAGAAUUUCCCACCAUUUCAGGCUGGUAUUGUCCGAGGAUGAAAAUGGAGACCCGAGAAGACCUUACAAGUCAUAUACCAAAGCAGUUGUCACAGGAAGUGAGAGGGAGCUGUCAAGUUGGGACGACGGAGGCAUUCUUGCAAAGCACACCAAAGGAGGUGAAACAGGAGCCUGACAAAGACUCGCUUCAGCAAUGGGAAACCCAAUGGCAGGAGUUCCUGAAGAGCGUGGAAGGCCCUCACCCAAACUGGGGCACCUCUCAGUCGAGGGAGGAGCCGUGGGACGACGCCAAAGCCUUCUUGGCCUCCUUUGAGCAAGUGGCCCAAGCCUGCCGGUGGCCUAAGGAAGGGUGGGCACCGGCCAAGCGGAGCGGAGAGGCCAAGCAGGCCUUCACCGGCCUGGAGACCGAAGGCAGGGAGGAUUAUGGGAAAGUGAAGGCCGCCAUCUUGCACAAGGAUGCCAUGCGGCGGGAAAAAGUGCGGCAGUGUUUCCGGCGUUUCCGCUACCAAGAGGCCGAGGGGCCGAGAGGGGCUUAUGGCCAGCUCCAGGAACUGUGUUGCCGGUGGCUGAAAGCUGAAAGGCAUUCAAAGGAGCAGAUCCUGGAGCUGCUGGUCUUGGAGCAGUUCUUGGCCAUCCUGCCUCCAGAGAUAGAGUCCUGGGUCAAGGAAUGUGGUCCAGAGACUUGCUCCCAGGCGGUGGCCUUGGCGGAGGACUUCCUCCAGAAGCAGCGAGAGGCCAAGAGGCAAGCAAACCAGGUGCCGUUAAAGGAAGAGGAGACGGUGGGUUCCCCUGAAGGUGGCCAAGCCCUGCCUGACACGGAGCUUAGUGUGGAGACAAAACAGGAAGAUGACGAUGGGGAUACUGGACCCUUGGGCGAUGAAAGGAAAAGUGAGAAUGAGAGGCAACCAGGUGAGGAUUCCUCAGAAAGAACAGAGUGUGAAGCAUUGAAGGAGAAUGUUUGGGGCGAAGAUGGGCCAGUGAGCCAAGAUGGAAGUCUCACAGAAGAAAAAUCCUUCCCCUUUCAGGUGGGAUACUCCCACGAAAUCACAAUCCAGCAGGAAAGCGAGGAAGAAGAAAGGGGGACUGCUGUCUCCAGUGUUCAUAGCAGAUAUUGCCCUGAGAAUGAAUCAGAUUUAAUGUUUGUAAAUACAUUAAAUCAGAGUGGAAAGCUGAAUGAAUGUGAAAGGCCUCAUGAAGGGACAAGUUCCAACAUAUACCUGAAUCAAAGUAUUUCUGCAGAUAGGAGACAGUGUAUGAAUUUGGAUCUUGGUAAGAUGAACUAUCCAAGAAUCCCCAAAGGGAAGAAGCCGUAUCGGUGCUUGGAGUGUGGGAAAUGCUUUGGUCAGAGGGCCCAUCUUAAGUCACACCAGAUAAUCCACACAGGGGAGAAGCCGUAUAAAUGUUUGGAGUGCGGGAAAUGCUUUGGUCGGAAUACACACCUUACUUUACAUAAGAGAAUCCACACAGGGGAGAAGCCGUAUCAGUGUUUGGAGUGUGGGAAAUGCUUUAGUCAGAAGGCCAAUCUCCAUAAACACCAGAAAAUUCACACUGGGAAGAAGCCUUAUCAGUGCUUGGAGUGUGGGAAAUGCUUUGGUCAGAGUACACACAUUACUUCACAUCAGAGAAUCCAUGGAGAGAGAAGAUGCCUCACGAAAAUCAGCAUUUGCUGAAUGCCGGCAUGGCUGUGUUAGUCUUUUUACCAAAUGCAACGGACAGUCUAAUGGCAUUUUAAAAAGGAAUACCCUAUACCAGGCGUCCUCAAACAUUUUAAGCAGAGGGCCAGUUCAGUCCCUCAGACUGUUGCGAUGACACACUAUAAUUUGAAAAAAUGAUGACCAAAUGAAUGGAAUAGAAUAACUUUAUUGUAAAACGAAAUUAAAUGCUUUCCCCAGCACACAUCACAAGCACAACACACCCAUCCAUCCACCACCGCACAGACCCCAGUGCCACAUCAAUGCAAAACCAUGGAGUUCAAUGUCGUUACAGCUCUAGGAUAAAAGCUGUCUCUCAG